UCCAAACACGCGCUGCUUAUUCCUGCGGAAUGGCAGUAAAUAGUGUAGCGGUAUACGAGGGGCGGAGCCUGAGCCUCUAACUCCACAUCCAUCACAAUAAUCUCUAGCUCAGGAUCUGAAAGGCUAAACCAACAUGUCGAUGAGUGUGGAGCAGGAAGGCAUUAACACGGACACAGUACUGCGGUAUUAUUGUUUUUAGGCCCGUAGGAGACUCUUUGAUGGAUUUACCGCGCUUUACUGAGCAGUGAAGGAUCCCGACAGCAAGUAACUUAUGCCAGACGUGCAGAAUGAUCAUCAGCUUCUUGUGUGUAUGGAUAAUCACGCUUAUAAAAGCAUCAGGAUUUGAUCAACAACGCGUGUAGGUCUUCCUUUGUUAGCCAUUGUUUUACCUCAGUGCCUAUCCUGCAGAGUCCUUAUGGAUAACCCCCUUCAGUGACUUUCCUGGAAAGGCUAAGGAGAGUAAUGGAUUUAUUCUUCUAUCUGCAUCCCUAUUCUUAUUGCCGGUGUGCCUGGAUGCAGAUGAAUCCACACAAACAGAGGAGGCAGAGUGUGAUUAUCGUCAUAGUAACAGCUGGACCAAUAAAGCAAUGUGCUGCAACUUGUGGCUAGAUGUCAAAUGCUCACGUUAAAUUAAAGGCCACUGCGUUGAACGAUUGACUCAUAUCCCAAUGGUGUGCCGUCAAAUUCUGCCUACUGAACAAUUUCCAGUGCAAUAUAACAGUUUCUCUCAGUUUGUAUUGCCACUAGAGCACUCUGGGGUUGUCUGCGAUGUCAGAUACCGGGACUGCUUGGCACUAAUGUUGCCCAAGACAGAUACAUCAACCUCAGGUUGCUUGAGUAAUUGACUCCGGCUGUCUGCUGGAGAGGGUCAGGCUCCAAUCUUAUGGCAUGGGUCAAACUGUUUAAAAAGCCUGGCGGCAGCAUGGCUGGUUCUGGUGCCUAUAGCGGGACUGGGCUAAGCAAGUCCUACCAGCCAGGCAGCAUGAUCUCUCUCGCCCUGACCAAAGGUCUUCUUAAUGAGCCAGGUCAGAACAGCUGUUUUCUAAACAGUGCUGUGCAGGUUCUUUGGCAGCUUGACAUCUUCAGGAGGAGCCUACGACAGCUCUCUGGCCAUUUCUGCCUGGGUGAUGCCUGUAUUUUCUGUGCUUUAAAGAGCAUUUUCUCUCAGUUCCAACAGAGUCGAGAACGAGCUCUGCCAUCAGACACCCUGCGGCAUGCUCUGGCAGAGACCUUUAAAGAUGAGCAGCGCUUCCAGCUGGGCCUCAUGGAUGAUGCUGCAGAGUGUUUUGAGAACAUUCUAGAAAGGAUACACCUGCACCUUGUUUCUGACUCAGCCACAGAAAUGUGUACUUCCAAAUCUUGCAUCACCCACCAGAAGUUUGCCAUGACUCUCUAUGAACAGUUUGUUUGUCGUAGUUGUGGGGCAUCAUCAGACCCUCACCCCUUCACUGAGCUUGUGCACUAUGUGUCCUCCACAGCCCUCUGUCAACAAGUCGAGCGUGUCCUGGAGAAGACAGACAGACUACGCUCAGAUAUGUUUGGUGAACUGCUGCAGGCAGCCAACACUAUUGGGGAUCUCCGUAACUGCCCUAGUAACUGUGGGCAGAGUAUAAAAAUCCGUCGUGUGUUGAUGAACUGUCCAGAGAUCGUUACUAUUGGCUUUGUAUGGGACGCUGAACAGUCUGACCUCACUGAAGACGUCAUUCGCUCUCUGGGCCCAAACCUCAAUCUCUCGGGGCUGUUCUAUAAAGUAACUGAUGAAAAUGCAAAAAAAAGAGAUCUCAACCUGGUGGGAAUGAUCUGUUACUCUAGUCGACAUUACCUAGCAUUUGCUUAUCACAGCAAGUCUUCCAAAUGGAUCUUUUUUGAUGAUGCAACCGUCAAAGAGAUUGGCUCCAAGUGGAAAGAUGUGGCAUCUAAAUGUAUCCGGGGACACUUCCAGCCGCUUCUCUUGUUCUAUGCCAAUCCAGAUGGUACUGCAGUGUCUAAUGAGGAUGCCCCUAGACAGACCACCAUGUGGUCCCGAUAUAACGUUUCUCUAAAUGGGAGAGGGACAGACACUCAGCUGUCAGGCUCAAGGAAACUAGACAGUGUGAGAGAUGUGAGUGCCGGUUCUCAACGAACAAAUCAGGGACCCCACAAAACAACAAUGCAGUCUUCAACCAAUCGGUUUAAAGUGCUUCCAGAAAGUCCCAGGGAAUUUUCUCACAGAGGACAGAGGAGAGAGAGUGAAAGAAGCUACAGAAGGUCAGAUUCCCUCCAACACAAAGAUAUAAUCUAUCCUCGAUCAUCAUCUCCGCCUGAGAAUGGCCCGAGAUCUCAUUCUGACCAGAGGCAGAGAACUCUCCCCUCACGAGCCUCUCGGUCUGAGCACUCUGCAACACAUCCUCGUGGAUCACCCCAGGAGUCUCGCUCAAACCACGGAAUGGCAACCAGCAGCAGCCGUCACAACGACUCAUCUCUCGGCCAUCGCGGGUCCAUGAAUGUCCCUGAGCAAGGCAAAUCAAAGUCCUCGUGGAGACCAGUCCGAGAAGUCCUUAAUGUAGACAGCGUGCUGAGUGAACUAGAACGACGUCAGCAGCAGCAGCAGCGUGGAAGUCCUCGAUGCGGACGUCGCUUUGGUCAAGAGAGAGGAUUGAUGAAGGAGAAACAGAAAGGUUUGAUGACUAUCUAUGAAGAUGACUCACGGCUAGAGACGGAAAGUCAAAGCUCCCAGGAGUCUCAGCGACAGAUGAUGGUGGCGGGGCCAAAAGGCGGAGCUAAUGUAGCACAGCAGAGCGAUAACUGGAUGAUCCAGAGGACAGAGUCAGGGUACGAGAGCAGCGAUAGGUUAAGCAGUGGCUCCACUAAUCCUGACUCACCAGGUGUGGAGAACUUCACAGGCAAAGAGCUUAGAACCAAUCAAGAUGCACAGCACCUCAGGGAUCAAGGCCAUAAUAAUCAAGGAGACUCAAAAAAGGAGGCAGUGCGUUCUCCACUGUACCACAGCAAACAUUUGGUUAAAAUUCAGGGACAGAACUCAGAACAUCUCAUAAAAGGCAGCCCAAGUUCAAGAAGGAAGGUUAGAUGUUCGUCCUGUGGCUGCAGGAAAGGUGGCACUGCAGAGAAGGACCCAUCAAUGACUGAACCUCAAGCAGAGCAACAGGAAGUUACCAUGCGAUGGCAUCAUAACCCAGAAAGCCCCCUACUGCACCGCUUGGGCAAGAUCAGUAGUCCUGAAUGCAACAGUUCUGAUGAACUCACAAACCCUCUUUCAGAGCCAGAAGACAGCGCUUAUCGUUCCAGCACUAGUGAGGUGGCUCCACUUGAAUCACCAAGCCUGAAUCGCUCCAGUUACCUGCAGCCAAGGGAAGAGUCAGCCAUACGUUCAUCGAUACCAACUCACUCAAAACACGCACAACGACCGAUUGAGAUUAAGACUCCACCCUUUCGUCCCAGAACGUUACAGGAGAUGUCACAGACCGGUUCAAGGACAUCCGGUCGUAGCGUUGCUGCAUCUCACUCCAGCUCGCUACACAGAAGAGUGGAAGUCAAUUGCACGUGCCCAAGCUCAUCCGACGUGAGUUCAAAAUCAGGUUCUGACCAGGAGAGAGGAGAGCAGGUGUCCAGUGAACCUGAUGAAAGAUCUUGUGGUUGGGAAAAGCCUUCUCCCUCAGUCUCCCCAGGAUCUGGAGUAGCACUGACCACUUAUUUCUCUGUGGAUAAUUGUAUGACAGACACAUACAGACUGAAGUAUCACCACCAGAGGCCGCUGGUUCUUUCUUUGCCUGAGCUGAGAGUACCUGCUAGAGAUGGAAGAGACUUGGUGCAUUUAAAUCGCACAGAGAGCCAUUCUGAGCGUGCCAAAAAUAAGCCUGACUCUGGCAAUAGCAACAAUAAGCCUGCUGCUAAAUGGCACCCUGUCGCUUCAAAGGGACUGGAUGAACAUGGAUAUUUGUGAAGGUUAUGGUCCUGAUAAACCAGUGAGAAGUAAUCCAGAGGAACUGCCAAAGAAGUUGACUAAAUAGAGAUUGUUUUUCAAAUGUGAUUACAAUGUAAUUGUGGAGACAGUGCCGGCAAUGUAAGGCAGACUUGUCCAUUUGUACCCUCUACCUGUAAAUUGUGACGCUCGAGACUCUUAAAAGAGCCAUCCACUGGAGGGCAGUAUGCACUUUGGCUUGAAACAGUAUGUGCUUGUAAUCAUGAAUGACCAUUUUAUGCUUAAUAUUGAAUUUAUUAAAUAUCUUUUACUAAAUUAUGACAGGUAAUAUUUAAAAAAAGUUCUAGUCUUAAAGACUAAGUCCUAAAGACAAGCAUAGUAAUUGUGUCUAUGGCUUUAAUUUCACUGCAAAUGGACCUUUGUAAAUACUCCCUAGAGGUUGUUUGUGGAGUGCCUUCCUGCAAUUUUUCAUGCUAAAUAUUGACAUGAUGAUUCAAAAUAAAUAAGAGUGUAAAAUGAUACCCACUAUAUAUUUUUGGAGAUGUCUAUGCAUUU
Messenger RNA from Paramisgurnus dabryanus, 4474 nucleotides. It is a transcript of the gene usp53b, whose product is annotated as ubiquitin specific peptidase 53b. Gene Ontology annotation, molecular function: cysteine-type deubiquitinase activity. Gene Ontology annotation, biological process: response to auditory stimulus; protein deubiquitination; sensory perception of sound. The record is from RefSeq and is a predicted model, not a curated record. Gene Ontology annotation, cellular component: cell-cell junction. NCBI's taxonomy places the organism in Eukaryota, Metazoa, Chordata, Actinopteri, Cypriniformes, Cobitidae.